GCGAGGGCCGGCAUGGCGGCACGGCGGGUAGGGGUGAGCUCCUGGCAUCGAGUGCUGUCGCUGAGCGGGCGGUGCGGCCGGUGCUCUUCUACUAACACAGCUCUUGGGAAGACUAUUGAAAACUCAGAAGAUGCUCAAGAAGAAAUAGUGCUCCCACGAAGGAAAACUUGGGAUAAACUAGCAGUUCUCCAAACAUUGGCUUCUACUGUAAAAAGGGAUCCUACUGCUGCUCAUUAUAUGUUCCAGGAUGACCCUUACCUUAUGCCAAGAAAUUCAGCCACUGCUCGUCUGUUUUCGUUGUCGAAGGAGUCUGGGAGAAAUGCUGCCAAGUAUAUUAUUAAGGAAUUUCCUCACUUUUUUGACAAGAUCCUUGCUGAACCUAACAUACCAAGUUUGAUGCCUGAGAUUUGUACACCUCAGAUUGAAGGUGUGAGUGAGGAAGCUCUGAAAGAGCGCAUCAACCUCCGAAUGGUGAAAGCUUCAGUGGACCUGUUUGAUCAGCUCCUGCAAGCAGGUACGUCCGUGUCUCUGGAAACCACGAACAGCCUUUUAGAUUUGUUAUGCUUUUAUGGAGAUGGAGAAUCUACUCAGGAAAAGGAAUCUGAAGAAAAAGAGGAUUUGGAAGACGCAGAGGUGAAUGCUUCAGAGCUGGAGACUCCAAAGAGGCCUCCCCAGAGAGGAUCGCACCCAUCUGCCUCUAGAUGGAGGGAAAACAACAAUGCUGAAAGGAUAUUUAAGGUAAUGCCGGAGAGGAACGCACACUCCUACUGCACAGUGAUCCGUGGCAUGGUGAAGCAUGGGGCUUCUGCUAAAGCUUAUGACAUGUACACAGAACUGCUGAAUGACAGGCACAGGGCUGAUGUGCACACCUUCAAUGCACUGAUUACAGCAGUCCCGUUUCUGAAGGACAGGUUCCUGGAAAGAUGGGAAUUAGUCAAGAUGUUCCUGAAUCACAUGGCUCAGCAGGAAGUGCAGCCAAACGUGCGAACCUUUAACGCUGUUCUGAAGACUCUGAGGAGAUGUGGUGGUGUAGGCAGAAGUAUGGCUGUGCCAGUAAUGAAGGAGAUGGAAGCACUUGAAAUUGAGCCUAGCCUUGCAACGUAUGAUCAUCUUCUCUCCAUAUUUUAUAGAACUGUUGAUCUUGCCCCAUCAGGCAUCAUCUCCGAGGUGCUAGAUGAUGUUGAAAAGAGGAGCUUCACUCCCCAGGACCCUGAUGAUGCCAAAUUUUUUACCAGUGCCAUGCAGGUGUGCUGUGAUCUUAAGGAUAUCAAGCUUGCCUAUCGUUUAAAUAAGGCAAUGGAGAAGGGAGACAAUUGGAAGUUCUUGGACAUGGACCGGUUAAAUUUGUACUGGUCAAGAUUCUUCUCGUUGUUGUGUAUGAUGGAACAAAUUGAUGUCGUGUUGAAGUGGUACAAAGAGAUGAGCCCUUCGCUCUUCUAUCCAAGUCCUAAAAAUAUCUUGGACCUCCUCCAAGCCCUGGAUGCAGCCAACCAAUUGGAAGUGAUCCCUUCAGUCUGGGAAGAUAUGAAACAGCUAGGGUUUAGUAAGAGACGAGAUCUUUUGGAAGAACUUUUGUCCUUGAUGAGCAGGGAUCAGCACCCUGAAGAGAUUCAGCAGGCAUUUGCCAAGUGUGCAGAAGAUAUCAAAACGGUCCAAGAGCAAUCUGGGAAGGAUCAGGCCCCAGUGGAAUGGACAGGCAGUGCACUGGGCAGUGUCACUGUGGUGUUUUCCAGGGCUGGGAGAACCCAGGAUGCUUGGAGCAUGAUGGAGCGUUUCCAGCAAAUCAAUAGGAUUCCCACUGACCUGGUGAUGGAGGAGUUCUUGAACUGUGCUAAACAAACCAAUUCUCCCGUUGAGGCAAUUAAGCUGGUAAAGCUGGCAGUGUCCCUUGGUCUUCCUUCAUCGCAGAAGCUAAAAAGCAGAGUAGAGAAGGAAUUUGAACUCUCUGAAAACCAGAAGAAGGCACUGGAGAGCAUCCAGUCAGACAGUGACAGCAGCGACAGCGACAGCGACCAUGAGUAGCUGGCCUCCCUGCCUUCCCUUUGAGAAAAGCUGGAGUGCUCCAGUGAGAAACAUGCUGCUUUCUGGAGGCUGCUCAGCAGCACAGCUUGUUGGCAGCUCGAGCAGCACUUUGCUGGGACCUCCUGGGACUUCACCAGCACUAAUUUAAUUCCUUCCAUGCUGACUUCACUUAAGUAUGAAGUUUACUCUGUAUGUAAAUGCUGUAAGUAACGUGGUAUUCGUUGUCUGUGGUGUUAAUUCUCAUCCGUUUCGUGUUGGGACAGGCUUUGGACUGUAGAGGAGAAACUGCCACUUGUUUCAGCCUCUGUACAGCUGGAUGCUGUGUCUAAUAAAUGGCUGAAUUCUGGCAAUCUCUGUCCAAAAAGUGUUGGUUACGAAGUGCUGCUGAUCUGGGAGAGGCCACGAGGUAACCUGUUCUCAGCUUGCAGAGGAAUCUUGGUAGGCUUUUUGAGGUAAUUUAUUGUGAACUUGCAAAGGUCCUUUUUCGGAUGGUGCUGAAAAAUAUCCCAGUGGUGGAGGAGUUAACAGCCACUUCCCUUCAUAAAAAAUAAAACCUUGGUGGGUGUAAUGCUGCAGGAAAAGUCCUGACUGCUGUGAAGGCAGCUUAGGGAUCAGUCAGUAAUGAGACUGGGAGACAGCAGCUGCUAAAGGUUGAACUACAACUUGAAGUCUGAAAGUGCUGUUUGCAGAACAGUAAAAGAUUUGUAAGGCUGAGUAAAGCUGUUUGAAGGCAGUGUUUGCUCUAGGAAGUAAAUGUUCACUGGUUAGGGGCAUCAAAGACAGAGAGCUCCUGUUUGGUGCCUUUUCUACCACCAAUUUAACAGAACAGCAAGUAGCCAAAGCCACAGCCAUUCACUUCAGCUACUGGGUGCUGAGUUUCAUCACUGCCUUCAGUGCUGCUGAGAAUUAAGGCAGUGCUGGGAGCCAGGGAAGGAAGGAGCUUGUUCUUUGUGGUUAGUGAGGCUGAACUGAAGUCUGGCUUGUAGCCUGGUGCACGUGCUCUGAAACUGCAGAACGGGUCUAAUAAAAACCACACAGGGUAGGUGUCCACCAUAAUGCCUGUUCUACAUACGUUUGUCAAAGUUGUGCUCACAAAGCAGUGAAUUCUGAGAACAGGAUUAGUACAGAGAUGAAGCCUUGUCUUCUUCAGCUCACUGAGAAAAGCAGUUCCUGCAUGGCAGCUGUCUUUGCUAUGAAGGAGGAAACUGAAAAGCAGGGAGAGUGGUUGAAGCCUUGUUUUAUUCAGCUGACAACAUGGCAAAUCAAUAAUGAUAGGUUACAAACAUUUUGGUUGGAUCACAAGCCUGCUUGAUAAGAUGGGGAAACAAAAUAGUUACACAAAUUGUGAAGAAGCUUCCUGAAGUCGGUGGUCAUGAUAACGCAAAACCAGUACAAAUACAACAGGUGGUAAAUUAAAUACAGUGCAAGGAAACAGGACGGGACCCACGCUUUGAUUUAACGCUUCCAGCCCGCCCCCACCAGCUGGUUGGUUUGCAACCCUUAGGAGCUCACCCUUGGAGGUCAUUGGGUUUCUCUGCAGCGUGAGCAACUGCUGAACUGCCUCUGCACCAACAGUCCAAGCUCACUGCACUUGAGUUGUUCCCAGCCCCACAGCGCUGGCGUAUGCUGUCAGGAUAUCCACUAUCUGUUUGGUUUCGAGGGUCAUUCGAGCUUCAGUCAGCCAGUCGUGUGCAACUCUCCUGGACUCUCCUCUUAACUGGUUGACGAAUUUAGCUGCCAGCUCCAGAUCUCCGUGUUCAAUGCAGUAGGAAGCGUAAGACAGUAAUUUAAAUGUAUCGAGGUCAUCGGGGCUGAGCUCGGUUGGCGGCUUCAGCUGUUGAGGAUGGAACACAAGAAGGGACUGCAGGUACGACAGGAAGUACUGAUACAAGCUGUUUCUUGUUUCGUCAAUCAUAGCCACUCUUUUUGCCAGUUUUUGGACUGUGUAGAAACGUGCUCUGAGGGCCUCUUCGCUGUACACCCCUCGUGUCAGAGACUCCUGGGGGAGGGCUGCUGUUAAGGCUUCUGUAAAGGCGUUGUCAGAGCAGCUGGCCUUGAUGGCCUUCACUGCACUCUCCAGUGGCUCUGUGGGGCUGUCACCAGAGGCUGUCUUCAUGCAGUAUUUGAGUGCCUCCACAGAAAGCCACAGCUGAUGGGCCUUUCUGGCCUCCUCUUCUGCUACUGCAUGACCUGCAAAGUAAGUCAAAGGGGCUCUCAGUUGGGGCACACAGACAGAAAAAACAUGGAAUACGAAAGCAACAAAAGCCAUGCCUCUGAACACUUCCUAAAGCAGCCACCCCCUUGCCACCUGCUCACAGCAAGUCUGUUCCACACCUCAGGGUCAGAGUCCCUGCCAACAGAGCAAAGCUGUGGCUUUGGCAGAACCAGCUUUGGACUCUGCAGCUGGGAUUUAUUGAGUACUCAGCCAAGGGCAAACCAUCAGCCACAUGGCUGAUCCAGUGUUCAGGCACCGGAUUUGGAUAAGAACCGUGACUGCUCCUUAAAGAGAUGAGAUCUCAGUGCUCACUCUCAACUGCUUGCUCAAUUCCUUUCAGCCUGGCGUAGGCAGUGUUUAUAUCCAGCGUGAAGUUGUCAAGCUGCUCCUGAGUAAGGCGUCGGAAUUGCAUUUCUUGCUCGCUGAGUUUCUCUGACAAGUUCUGAAAUAGAUAUGUACACCAUCAGGCCAGAAAGAGCUCUUUCUUUAACUAACUGUAUUCAACCUCUUUGUAAGAUAUGUUUCUGUAAGCUUUUGUUCUUGCUACAGACAACACACAUAGUAAAUACACUGGUAAUAAGUCUUUUUAAGGUGGUGAAAUUAACAGUUAAUGAAUUUCUAAUUACCAAAUUUUCACAUAUAGCCGAGGAGCUUAAGACAACUCAGCAUAAAACCUACAUGCUGAAGGACUUCUUCUCUCGCAGAUGAGGGCAUUCCCUCCCCAGCUCCCACUGAGUGUUCCAGAAGAUGGUUCACGUCUCCUCCAGCUGGAGGCUUCACCACCAGCAUUUUAGCCAAAUUCCCACUCAGCCCCUGGGGGAACUCCUCUGCCUCACCUGCUCGAAUUCCACCUUCAGUUCCUGUUCCUGGAUCUUAAGAACAUCCCGCAGGUGAUCGGUGUGGGCAGCUGCCUGCCGCCGGAGCUGCGUCCUCAUUUCGCUCUCCAUCACCUCUCGGACCUCUUCAACCUGCACACAAUUAAACAGCUGCUAUUGCACUGCACUUGUUACCCAUCAGAGUACAUUUUCAUAGAAGUGUUGCAGAUUUAAGCUCACAUUUCAUCUUACAGAGCUGUCAAGGGCCACUCUUACAGCUAAGCCUUUUCCUAAAGAUUGCAAAGAGCAGCUGUUCUAUAUCUGAAGAAGCUUCCCCACUCAAAACCUCCCUUCCACGCUUAGCAAGGCAGGGGGGCCUCAACCCGAAGCCCCCUGCUGCUCCCUGUGCCCCUCUUCAAGGUGAGUUCCACCACUUUACCUUCUUCUCCUGUUCUAUUUCAAUCUCACUUUUGUGAUGCUCCAGUGCUUUCGCCACAGCUGCCUCAAGUGCCUUUUUGUCUUCAAGUUUUUGCUUCUCCAGGGCCAACUCGAUGUGCUGCUGCUCCCUGACCCGCUGCUCAGCCAGCUCCUUGUUCAGCUGGUCGAUGCGACGAUGCGCGUGUGCAAUCAGAGAAUUCAAGUCGUCUGUUGACAGCUGCCCAGCUGAAAAACAACUGGACGUUAGAAAGGGCUGCAGAGAAGCUGCCCCACCUCCCCCUGGAGAGCUCCAAGGGUCCACACACGGUUGACCUGUGAGCACCUUUUAGGAGAUGCUGACUGGUGGUAAUGCCCACCCGAUGUUCCUUUCUGAACCAAAUCUACAAGUACUUCCUAUCACUUGGAGAAAAAUUACCAUAGUUCAGUCGAAUCAUUCACAUCUGUGAUUUAUGCUCUUCAGCAGUUCUCCAGGCCAACUGUUCACAGCCAGAUUUGCUGUUUGUUAUCUGGUGCAGCAGUGCUCGUGUCUGACCCGGAAGCUGAGCAGCACCACUAGGGAGCUCAGCAGUUGAAAUUACUGCUAUUAUAAAACAAAGCUGGGGUUUACCCCACUUCAGUUUUAAAAUUUAGUUUUCUUUGAUCAAAAGGGGGAAAAAAAAAAAAGAAAAUCAACCUCAGAAUCGAGAGUAAAUCAAUCAUGAAGAUGAAAUUCAAAUUCAGUCAAUCGAUUUGGUGACCUAGCUCAGAGCACCCAGGCAUGCUGGCAGUAUGGCAGGAGCUGGCCUCAAUCAGGCCAGAAGUUGGGCCUUCCAAUUAGAAUUAACCACUGUUAGUUAGAAUUGAUUAGUUUCUGUUUCUCAUUGGAAUCUCAGGAGCUCAACUGGUGACUGGCUGAAAUUAACAAAGCAAGUGGAAGAGUGGCUUUCAGAUGCAAACCACACUCACCUGGCAAGUGAGAGCUGCUAGGCAAAGUCUGGUUUAAGCUGCACAUGCAGAACUAGUGGGAAGGAUCCCAAAGCACAGCCCAGUCUGAAAUGUUUCAGGGAUACUUUUCACCACUUUGUUGACACUGUGUAUAAUUUAAAGUGGUGCACCACACAAACAUAAAAAAGGACAAAGAGGAAAGAGAGAACAUUCACAAGACCAGGAAAAGUUGCAGGAACUCACCUAGAUCACUUAUGUCUGCAACAGAAAGAGGAGAGGAUGGAAAAGUUAAUGCACAUUCACUAUAGCAGUCGGUCGUGCUAAAGUAAAGAGACAACUAACAGCUUCUGCUCUAGAAUGAUCCAAGGCUUCAGGAGUUUAAGAACAGCAUGCUGAUCUCUCUACGUUACAAGCAAGAUGUAACCUGAAACAUCCUCACCACAGCUGCCUUUGGAAACCCACAGAUGAACCUCCAGGUUCAGCCAAAGCGAGGAAUACAGGUUUGGAGUAAAGAAGUGCAACAGGACACAGAAUUUCCAGGUUCUUAGCAAUGAGGAGCAGUUGGUUAAAAGACAAAUUUCCAAGCAGCAGUGAGAGCCACUAUCAGGUCAGUCCUGUACACUUCGUAGGGUCACACUGGUGUGAAACUGAACGCCUGAAAGCUGCCAGGAGGUUCCCUCUCAGAAAAGUGCAGUGCUCACAACACUCAGGACGUCCUUCCCUUAUCCUGCAUUAGGAAUGGCAGCUCCAUCUCCAGAUCCCAAAAUCCUGUUUUCUUCAGAAUUAAUACCCCAGAAGAUUGUACAUAAGAGACAGCACAGCAAAUUGCAAAGUUUGUUAACCUAGCAAGUUUUUCUAACUUCUUAACAGUAAAGACCCUGAGCGUUCCAGAGACCUAGUGUUUUCAUUUAGCUUUGAAAGCUCGUUUGUGGACUAACCUUCAUGUUUCUAGAGCAUUAAGUACUAUUAAGAAAGAGGAUCACAGAUGUGGAGCUGACUUACUUAAGCCACAAGCACUUAAUUGUGAACCUGACUUCUUCCCUGCUUGCCUGAUGUGGUAUCUGAACCUUCCAACAACUCCAAGUGAUACAUUUAUCCCUCUAGUGAGGCUGAAAGAUUCUAACUGUACUUCUGGAUCACAUUUCUUGCUUCACUUUUUUCUUUUAUAAGGAAAGAAGGAAAGAAUUCCAGCUGAAAAACCCAAGCACCUCAAAAACAUGGGUGUGCCAGAUAUCAGACAUCAGACAAAGAACUGUAUCAGCUGGAAAACACCAUGCAGCCAUUCACUGCUUCUGUUACUCCAGAUCAGCUCUUGUGUCACUCUCAUUUAGAACUAACAUAGCAGGAUGGGUAAAGUAUGUAAAGAGCAGUGAAUUCGCUCUUUCAGUCAUUUAAAAAGAAUCAGGGAAUCCUGAAAGCAGACACUGUUACAGCUGCUCUAUGGUUACUGCACUGCCAUCACCCCAGACUUACUGAGCCCCUUCCAGCCCGGCUGCACAUCGGGGGUGAUGCUGUCGAGCUCUCUCUGAAACUCCUCUCUUGCUGUAGCCACAAGUUCGUGAUACUGAGCCACAAUCUUGGCCUCAGACUGCGCUGCCUGAACCUGUAACAAACAAAAAAGGACACUGGCUUAUCUUUCAAGGCAUGGAGACUUCAUCUAAGAGCAAACCUGAGUUAGUGGCAGAGAUCUUUAUCCUCACUUGGGGAAAAGCUGGCCUGUGAUAUCAAGCCUCUUGCAUAAAGCAAUUCUUCACACCAACUGCACAGAUCUACUUCUCCACAUGCACACUGUAACUUUGUAGUCAAUCUGUAGCCCAGAAAAAAACCAAGAUAGUAUCUUAAACUCAGUAGCUGCCUUUAAAGAUAUCCAGCUCUACUCCUUCAUUACAGAAUGUUUUCUGCCAUCAGAGCAGUGCUGCUAUCACACAGCCCCAGCAGGGAGCUGCCCAACCCUCGGUAAGUUCCCUACUGCCACUCUUAAGAGAAAUUCUCCACUGAAAAUGCAUCAGAGGAAUCAAUUAUCCUGCAAAGGGACAUGGUUUCAAUUUGGCUUUUCAUCCUCUAUUUCCUGAGCUGUAAAGUGAUCUACCCACAAAGUCAUCAGCAGACUCCUCCCCAACCUGAUCAUUAUAUAGGUGUGCCCCAGAUCCAAAGAAACAAGUUCCUUCUCAAGGUUAAAAAGUAACCUUCUCAGCAGUCAGCCCUAAGUCUCCCAUGCCCUGCCGAAGAGCCACCACCAGAACAACUGGAUACACUUUGUGAGAGGACCCCAACCAAUCUGCACACUGAAUGCUUUGUCUCAUCUUCCAAAUUCCAGUCCAGCAUCAGACAGAAGGAACUGCAAGCCGCCCAAGGAAAGAGCAGACACCGAACAAGCUGGCUGCACAAUCUUCUAGGAGACAGUUCAGGUUUUUCUUGCAAAGUCCUUGUCAAGUCUACCCACUGGUACCAUAAUCAGCUCAAAGAAUGACUACAGCUAAAGAUAACAUUUAGAAAAAGGAUUUAAACUAGAAAAUAUUUGAUCCACUAGAGAGGACUUGGAGAAAGGGGGACUCAUAAGCUGCCACGGAGUCCUCGUUCUAAUGCUGAUGAAGAACAGCUGAAGCAUUACCUUUUUCACUACGUUGUCCAAGUCAACUAUCAUAUGAUGAAGAUUUUCCUCUGCAGCAAUAAUGUGAGCUUUGGCUCCUGGGAUCUGAGACUUCUUGGCAUUCUCAAUUACUCCUUUUGUUUUCUCUAACUCCUCUCUGAAAAGAAAAGAAGCUGCUGAUUAUAACACAUAAUGGUCUUACUGCAUAACCCCAGAGUAAAGAUCACUUUAUGCUAUUUCUACAGGAAGAAAUCCCUGACAACCAGUGGGUGCACUGGUGAUGCUUUAAAAGUUGGACUUAGUGAUCUGAGAGGUUUCUUCCUAAAGAUUCUACCAGCCUGUACACAGCCUACAACUGUGCUGCUUCAAAGAUGUUCCCCUCUAUUUCCUAUUUGCCCCCUCAGCCUCAGAAGCGUUCAGGAGUUCCCAAAUUUAUUUCUAUCCUCACUACAAGAACAGCUUUUGUCCAUCAACUUACUUGUGCUGCUACAAUCACUGCAUAAUGACCUUAUCAGGUACAUCAGUGUAAUUUAUAGAGAACCUGAGGUUACGAGCAGUGCCUCGCUUCAGAACUCAGGUUUUCACUAAGCACCCAUCUCAGAAAUAUCCAGCCUUAUGGGCAGCUCUGCUGAAGGAUGGAACCAACAAACAGCGCUGUAAGAAUUUCACAUCACAGCUAGGAGAAGCUAAUGAUUUAAUUUUACACUGCAGCUACGAGAAGCUAAUGAUGUUACUGACUCAACAGACACACAGUGCAGCAAUGGAAUUCUUACAGUAGGCAUAAUGAUUAAAUUAUCCACAAUGAUAUUAAAAGGA
Molecule: messenger RNA, 9820 nt
Organism: Centrocercus urophasianus (Greater sage-grouse)
Lineage: Eukaryota; Metazoa; Chordata; Aves; Galliformes; Phasianidae
Gene: PTCD3
Product: pentatricopeptide repeat domain 3
Exons: 24
Coding region: 13-2022 (669 amino acids)
Biological process (GO): mitochondrial translation
Cellular component (GO): mitochondrion
Molecular function (GO): ribosomal small subunit binding; protein binding; rRNA binding
Source: RefSeq, a predicted model, not a curated record